AUGAAGGCCUGGACGUGGACUCGUGGAGGCUAUCCCGGAGCAUUACAACAAUCCACGCUCCCGUCCGACACUGGGCCCCUCAAAUCAUCUGAGAUACGUGUCGGAACGAAGGCUGCAUCGAUCAAUCCUGUUGAUGUUCAGUUGAUGUCAUACCCCCUAAUAUCACAUCUUCCUGCCUUUCUUGUUCCGCCGCAAAAGGGCGUAGGCGAGGAUUUCUCAGGUGUUGUUGAAGAAGCCGGAUCGAACUCUGGCUUUAAGAUCGGCGACGAAGUUCUCGGUAUCACCCCGUUCCUCCCCGGUGGUACUCUCCAGGAGACAACUCAAAUCGACACCAAAGUAUCUGCAGUAGUGCGGAAGCCUACUGGUUGGUCCUGGGAUCAGGCUGCGGCUCUCCCGCUGGUCUGGCUCACGGCCCGAACGACUAUUGCCCGAGCAGAGUCUCAUGUGAAAAGCGGCAAGAUAGUUAUCCUGGGUGGUAGUUCUAGUUGCGGCACGUACGCUGUCUAUCUUGCAAAGCAGCGUGGUUGGACGGUGAAAGCCUCUUGCUCUGGCCGCAAUGCCGAUUUCGUUCGCAGCAUGGGGGCAGACGAUAUCAUCGACUACACAACUACUAACGUCCCUGAACAAGUCAAGGCCUUCGCUCCCGAUGCUAUUAUUGAUUUUGUUGGAGGCACGGAAUGUCUAGGAAUCUCAAAGGCGUACGUGACCGUCGUCGGCGACAAAACUGACCGGCUAUCCCCGGGCGGUCGAUAUAUUUACUUGUGGAAUCCUCAGAUGCUCCUUCGCGCCGUUGUCGGGAAGAUAGGUCUUGGACAAUCUUAUACCUGUAUAAAUCUUGAGUUUAGCACCUCCUUUUUAAAGGAAUUACUAGACCUACCUAAGGAUAAGAUCGUUAUCGACUCCGUAUUUGAGUUUGACCAAGUGAAGGAGGCAUUUGAUAAGCUUAACACCGGGCGUGUAAGGGGAAAGUUGGUCAUAAAUGUCGCUAUGUGA
Molecule: messenger RNA, 993 nt
Organism: Daldinia childiae
Lineage: Eukaryota; Fungi; Ascomycota; Sordariomycetes; Xylariales; Hypoxylaceae
Product: Reticulon-4-interacting protein 1, mitochondrial
Exons: 1
Coding region: 1-993 (330 amino acids)
Molecular function (GO): oxidoreductase activity
Source: RefSeq, a predicted model, not a curated record